UCUUAAACACCAAAGCAUUAAACUGUUUAGCUUCUUCUGCUAAGGUGUACGUUAAACACAUACCCAUUAGUUUAUUUCUUAUGUUUGCCAUAGCUACUCGUACCAAAUCUCCCAUGGCUGCCGCCACAUUACUGUUCGUCGUAGCAUUCUUAUGUCUUAGCUUACAUCAUGCAGAGGGACAAAUUGGAGUAUGUUAUGGAAACAAUGGAAAUGGGUUACCAUCCCAGCAAGAAGUGGUUAACCUUUACAAAACAAACAGCAUAGGAGCCAUGAGGAUAUAUUCUCCAGAUGUAGCAACUCUCCAAGCUCUACAAGGAUCAGGCAUCAAAACCAUCAUCGAUGUCCCAAGAGAUAACCUUCAAUCUCUAGCAUCCGACCAAGGAGCUGCUAACCAGUGGGUUCAGUCCAACGUCGUCCCAUUUGCAUCUGCUAUCAAAUACAUCGCGGUUGGGAAUGAAAUCCAUCCGUCUGAUCAAGAAGCUUCAUCAGUCCAACCAGCAAUGCAAAAUGUUCUCAAUGCACUCAAUUCUAACAACUUAGGUGCCCAAAUUAAGGUUUCUACAGCCAUUGACACAACCUUAAUCACUAAUUCCUUCCCACCAUCCAACGGCCAAUUCAGUGACACGUCUUAUAUUACUCCAAUCAUCAACUUUCUAACAAGCAAUGGUUCACCCUUGUUGGUUAAUGUUUACCCUUACUUUGCUUACACAAAUAAUGAACAAGCUAUCAGUCUUGAAUAUGCAUUAUUCACUUCACCUGGUAAAGUGGUUACUGAUCCUAAUAAUGGAAAGGAUUAUCAAAACUUAUUCGAUGCACUUGUGGAUGCGGUGUAUGCUGCUUUAGCCAGGGCUGGUGCACCUAAUACACCAAUUGUUGUGUCUGAGAGUGGAUGGCCAUCAGAAGGUGGAGACGCUGCAACAUCCGACAAUGCAGGAACUUAUUAUAAGAAUUUGAUCAGUCAUGUGAAGCAGGGGACUCCUUUGAAAGGGCAGGGAAUUGAGACUUACUUGUUUGCUAUGUUUGAUGAGGAUAGGAAACAAGGAGCUGCCACUGAGCAGCAUUUUGGACUCUUUACUCCUGCUCAACAGCCUAAAUAUGGCCAACUCAAUUUCACUUAAUAUCUAUCUAUACCUCAGGAACACUUGUACUGUUAGUAAACAUUUUAUUUUAUUUUAUUUUAUUUUAUUUUCAUGUACUAUACUAAAUAAGAGGGACCUCCCUCUGUAACUUACAAAUACUAGAAUUAUAUACUUUGCUUGCUUCCAUCUUGA
Molecule: messenger RNA, 1271 nt
Organism: Spinacia oleracea (spinach)
Lineage: Eukaryota; Viridiplantae; Streptophyta; Magnoliopsida; Caryophyllales; Amaranthaceae
Product: glucan endo-1,3-beta-glucosidase
Exons: 2
Coding region: 81-1118 (345 amino acids)
Biological process (GO): carbohydrate metabolic process
Molecular function (GO): hydrolase activity, hydrolyzing O-glycosyl compounds
Source: RefSeq, a predicted model, not a curated record